CUUUAAACACUGCUGCGGAUGCCGUUUUAGGUUCUGCUGCCAUUCCUGUUGGUGCUACUAUUUGGGGAGUAAGUAAAGGAAUCCAAGAACUUUGUGAUGAUGAAGAUAUUAAGAAAAUUUUUAAAUUUUCUGCUGAUUGUGGCCGCGUUAUGUUUACUGGCGGAGUAAUUAAUGUGGUAAUUAGAGAAAUUAGAAAUAAAGAAAUGGGAAAACCUCCUAACUCUGCAGUAAAAACUACAGAUAAGGUCAUUGACAAGAUUGCUGGUAAUUUUGUUGCAGGUCUUGGAAGGAAAUUAGAAGGUUCAAGUGAAGAGUUAAUAUACACUAUCCAUGACUCUGGUUUCAUACCUGAUGAUGAUAUACGAAAACACCUUGACCAUUUAGAAAGAGGAGUAACUUAUCAACAUGGUUGUAAA
This is a messenger RNA of Racocetra fulgida, 416 nucleotides long. NCBI's taxonomy places the organism in Eukaryota, Fungi, Glomeromycota, Glomeromycetes, Diversisporales, Gigasporaceae. The record is from the annotation of a GenBank genome assembly.